AUGGGUGGACGACCUCCAGUACCACCUGCUAGAGGCCGUGGACGCGGUAGAGGCAGAGCCGCAGAGGUAGCACCUAUUGAUCCACCAGUUAAGGAUCAGACGCAAGCAGAGCCUACUGCGACACCCGGACUUCAGGAGACCUUAGCUCAGAUAUUAUCAGUAUGCACCGGGUUGGCUCAGGCGAUGUCCGCUUCUACAGCAGCCACUUCUCAGACAGGGGAUGGCCAGCAGACCCAUGUGGCUCGCACUCCAGAGGUAGCUCCUAUUGCUCCGGUUGCCCCAGCAGCACCAGUUGCAUCAGUUCCGCAGGUUGCUCCGGUUCAGGAGGGAGUGGUUCCGGUUAUGACUGACGACUAG
This is a messenger RNA of Nicotiana tabacum (common tobacco), 357 nucleotides long. The record is from RefSeq and is a predicted model, not a curated record. NCBI's taxonomy places the organism in Eukaryota, Viridiplantae, Streptophyta, Magnoliopsida, Solanales, Solanaceae.